Molecule: messenger RNA, 576 nt
Organism: Micromonas pusilla CCMP1545
Lineage: Eukaryota; Viridiplantae; Chlorophyta; Mamiellophyceae; Mamiellales; Mamiellaceae
Exons: 1
Coding region: 1-576 (191 amino acids)
Cellular component (GO): cytoplasm
Molecular function (GO): 5'-deoxynucleotidase activity
Source: RefSeq, a predicted model, not a curated record
AUGGCCUCGACCCCCGCGUCUAGGGCGAUCGACUUCCUGCACCUCACGCGUAACUUGAAGACGACGCCGCGGACGGGAUGGGUCAACCACGGCGUGGACAAACCCGAGUCCAUCGCGGACCACAUGUAUCGCAUGUCCCUGAUGGCCAUGGUCGCGUCCAAGUCGAUGCCACACUUGGACCAAUCUAGGUGCGUGAAGCUCGCGCUGAUUCACGACCUCGCGGAGGCGAUCGUCGGCGACAUCACCCCGCACGACCCGGUCACGAAGGUGGAGAAGGCUGCGAUGGAGACGGGCGCGAUGCGACUGAUACGCGGGAUGCUCGGGGACGACCUCGGCGGGGACGAGAUCGAGGCGCUGUGGCAAGAGUACGAGGACGGCGUCACGGACGAGGCGAAGCUCGUGAAGGACCUCGACAAGCUCGAGAUGAUCGUCCAGGCGGGGGAGUACGAGCGCGAGCAAGGGAAGGACCUGAGCGAUUUCUUCGCGUCCACGCGCGGGAAGUUCGCGACGGACGUCGGGAAGGCGUGGGAGGCGGAGAUCGUGUCGAGGCGCGCGGGGAGCGGCGCGGCCCCGUGA